AUGGCUCCCCACGCUCAUCCACCGCUGACACCUUUCGGGUCAGCUCUAGCAGGUGCAUUAGGGUCUGUAUUUGCUAAUGCAGCGGUAUAUCCACUUGAUACUGUGAAAACAAGACUUCAAGCAGAAGAUGAUGAUGACGACGACGAUAAUGACAAUGACAAUGGCGAUAUCCAAGUCAAGGAUGACUCUUUACCUUCGACUACACAGCAAACAUCGACCACCUCCUCAGGACGUGAACGGAAUCAACAAGUUGCUAUGAUCAAGAGAUAUUUCGCUAAGAAAGCUAAGAAGUGGGGAAUGUUAAUGAUGCUUUUACGUAUAUUGAAAACAGAAGGUAUAAGUGGUGCUUUCCAUGGAUUUGGAGCUAGUAUGCUUGGGACGUUUUCUCAGCAAUUCGCUUAUUUCUUCUUUCAUACGUUACUUCGAACAUCAUAUCUUCGUCGACUCUCCAACAGAUCCAACUUGACUACAAAGACAAGUUCUACAAGUCUAUCAACUUCUAUGGAAUUGUUGUUAGGUGCAUUAGCUGGUGCUUUAGCUCAAAUCUUUACUAUACCAGUACAAGUCAUAGCUACUCGUCAACAAUUAUGGCAGCCCCCUCAUCCUUCUUCUCUCACUUCAACCAGUGGAAAAGUGAACAAUUUCAGAGCACAGGCACCAAGCUUAUAUGACACUGCACAAGAGAUAAUAAAUGAAAAAGGUAUAACAGGAUUAUGGACAGGAUUAAAACCUGGUUUAGUUCUGACUGUCAAUCCUGCAAUUACUUAUGGUGUUUUCGAAAGAUUGAAAACUUGGAGAUUAUCACAAAAGGAUUUAUUAACUAGCAAUGGUGUGAUCGUUGGUAAAGUAGGUGGAGCAGGAGGUAAAUUAGGUGUAGCCGAAAGUUUCUGGCUGGGUGUUGGAAGUAAAACUUUAGCUACUAUAGUUACUUAUCCAUACAUCUUUGCUAAAGUAAGACUUCAGGCGAAAGCUACACCUGAAGAAAUUCAAUAUGAUCAUGAACACCAAUCCCCAAUUGACAAGCCAUCGAUUUCAUCAUCUUCGACAAGCACAGGUCGUUCUACCAACGUCGAAAAAGCAUCAGAAGAAAGUACGAAUCCAACUCCAUCAUACGCAUCAAUUGCUUCUGCACCUCCUUCAUUCGGUUCAGCGAUUAUUGAUUUACCUAAAUCGUCUUCUGAAGGAGGGGAGGGAACAGGUAACAAGAGACCUGGUUUGAUAGGAACGCAGAAACAUUCACAUAAAUAUCAUCAUCAUCAUAAACAUGCCCUAUCUUUACUAAGUUCAGUGUAUAAAGAACAUGGUUGGAAAGGAUGGUAUAAAGGUUUAUCUGCUCAAAUCGUGAAAGCUGUACUUUGCCAAGGUAUUUUGUUCGUGUCAAAAGAUCAAUUCGAAUCUUAUGCUUGGUUAUUACUAGUCUUCUUGACUAGUCUAAGGAAAAGAAUAUCACCUAUCUAA
Molecule: messenger RNA, 1458 nt
Organism: Kwoniella shivajii
Lineage: Eukaryota; Fungi; Basidiomycota; Tremellomycetes; Tremellales; Cryptococcaceae
Exons: 5
Coding region: 1-1458 (485 amino acids)
Biological process (GO): transport
Cellular component (GO): membrane
Molecular function (GO): ADP transmembrane transporter activity
Source: RefSeq, a predicted model, not a curated record